ACCUUAAAGAAUUUAUUGAUGCCAUCGCCCUAUUAACCACCUGUUGCUUUUUCCCUUUUAGCAAGCUCAAUGAAACCCAAUGCACGCCGAGCCUCAGCCCGCUUAUCUUGUAAUUUCCUAUUCCUUAUAAGGAAGUGAGAUCCGUGCUCACCCAUGAAAAUAUCGUUGAGUAACCCGCUUCUUGUUCCGCUUCUCUCUACCGGCGUCAGUCCAUGCCUUACCGUUCGAGUACCUACGUUGUAAGCCACGGCUGAGAUGCGGCUAUAUUUUAUUCAUAACGGCGUUGCUAAGAUUUGGGGUGUUGUUAUAUAGGAGGUAUAUAUACCCGUCUAUGAAGUUGUUCCCCUCAUGAGAGGUAUUCUGGUCCUUAUAAAACCUAUCCCUAUCGUUUAUCAAGCACAACAUCUUUGAGCCGAAAAAUCGGUGUUCCAUAGUUGCUGUUUCUCUGAAAUGAAAUUUUCGAUCAACACGCUGAGCUGGGGCUCUAGGGCUUGGCAGCCACCGUCUGAAAAAACAUUAGCCGAACGCAAUAUUUGGUGGGCUGCUACACAUGAUGUAGAUGGUGGUGUUGAAGCAGCUCUAAGGGAGUGGGCCAAGAACAUUGAUGAAGACGAAAGGGCAUCGCUAGUGAACACUUAUAAGAAUCUUGAAGAGGAAGACAUCAAAAGGAUUCAACCCGACAUGAAGGACGAUAUCAACAUAGGGGUCGGAUAUUCUCUAUUGUCAAUUGCCAUCUACCGAAACUUGAUCAACGACAUCAAAUUCUUACUUCAACAGCCCUCCAUCCUCCUGAAUAGGCCGAGCGGCAGUGAGCUCCUGACACCACUUCAUAUAUCCAUCAUCAGAGAAAAUUACGAUAUCGUCUUCGAAAUUCUCCGCAAUCGCUCCACAGCACCAUCACAGCUCGUCAAUGCCUAUGACUACCACGGAAGAACAGCACUACACCAUGCGGUUAUGAAGUGGACUAAGAACGGAAAAGAAGCUGAAGACACAUCGGAGAUGAGCAGAAGCCAUAGAAUAGUCCUACAGCUGCUAACAUAUGGAGCGAACAUUGACGCACAGAACCGUAGUUUCCAUACGCCUCUCCAUUUGCUAGUCAUCCAUGGUUCUGACCAAGAGGCAACGCGCUUUGCUGAGAUCCUACUGGAGAAUGGAGCCGAAGUGAAUACAAAAGAUGAGUUUGGUGAUUCCCCUUUACACAGCGCUUGUAGACGAGGGCAUCAUGCCCUUAUUCGACUCCUGAUCGAUUGGGGCGCAGAUAUGGAUUGUCGCAACUUAGAUUGGACGACUCCUCAGGAUCUGUUCUUAAGUAGAGACGAGAUGACCGAAGAUGAUAGGGCUUUUGCUCAGGAUAUAUUUUCCAGACUAAAGAAGCCAAAUAUGACUCGUGCGAGAGCCGGAAACAUCCCUCGGGGCCCUACGGAGUGCAUCGAUGAGAUGAGGAAUAUUUGUGCGGAAUUCCCAGUCUACUUCCGUUAUCAAUGGGCUGGGCUGAACCCAAAGCCAGACGGAAACACGUCUAUGGCAUGGAUCAGGAGCGACAUGAAAGUCUCUCAUGUCCUAUAUCCGAAACCUGAAGAGCAUGAAGAGACUCUUGAGCCUGUAAAUGGCGGAGAUGGUUUUCUUGCCAGCUGUGAGGAUAAAUUCAAAUCGAAGGCUUGGCUAUCCUGGAAGGAAGAGAAUAAGAAUAAUUCAAGCACACAACAGCGAGCCACUCGGCAAGAAAACGGAAAAGACGAAAGUGAGAGUGAAGAAACACGAAGCCAGAAACCCGAAGACCACAGGAAACGAGUCGAAGAAGAUGUGAGGAGGAAUUCUUGGAGGUGGAUUAACUUCCCAUCUAACAACAUGACAUGGAUCAAGGAUUUCAUAAUACUCAAUGCCAAAAACAAGGAAAGCGGACAGCUAGACGAACGAGCAUGGCGCUUUUUCGAAGAGAAUAUACGCAUUCACGAGACAGACAGCCUGUACUCGCGUGUUAGGAUUCCUCAUGCAAAGGUCAGCCAUAAGAGCGAUAGGAUCAAUACUAGUCUUCAGAAUAAGAAAGAAAACCCAAAGACAAAGAUAAACUAUUCGGUAGUGAAGCAAGACAUUCAAUCAGCACCUGGCUCGAACGGCACUAAUGUUAACGUUGCUCUGUCUACAGUGGCGGAUAUUUCACUGACUACUACCAUGAAUACUGAGAAAGUGCAAGAUCAAAAGGAGGUAGAACCCAGUACAUUUCAAUCAUGGAAAAACACAGAUGGUUUUAUGCCUGGGAAGAUGCUAUCUUUAGUAGUACCUUUCUUGGAUAUUGAGACUGAAGACCAAGUCCAAUCAGGCUUCGAAAACCUCGAAACACAAUGUCAGAGAGUGAAGAAACUAAACGAGGUCUAUUCCCCUUUCACGGGAAUGCACGGCGUCCAGCACUCUCAGACACUAGACCAGAUCUACUACAACACCGAGAGUGAUGUCACUCAGUUGCAUUCAGUGAAGGAACAAGUGAUAUACAGGUGGUCUGCGAGAAGAAACAAGGAGAGGGAGCAAUCCCAAGACCACCAAGAUCAAUCGUCACAUCAGCUUACCCAAGCGGCAGCUAAAGAGCAUGACAGUGUCUCUACUUCACCGGAAGUCUCAAACCAAAACAUCCAGCUGAUGCCUCAACAGAAGUGGUUAGGAUUUAUUCAAAAGCUGAAGCAGAAGUUGUGGCAUCCAAGGCAACCACAACAACCACAGAAGCUGACCCCGUCGCGGAUACUACACCCGAGGCAACAAGAUGCGGAUCCGAUAAAACAAAGGAGACCUGGCGGUAAGGACGCUAAGAAUGCCAACGCCAAACGUAUCCGCGAGGAUCCUUCGCCAAAGUGGUUGAUGUCCCGGCAAUUGUGGCUGUGGAAACUAGACGAUAAUACUAUCAUUACCGCGAUACCGUCUCGAGCAAACGGAAUGACGGCCGAUACCCUUCUCGAGACGAUUCGUCAGGGGAACCUGGACGUCCUUACCACGCCGAACGAUCUCAUCAAGCGCAUCCUACACGAGACGGUGUCCUUUCUCGACGAGUUCAAGUGGGCGGGGCUCGGCAUCCAUAUUCUCGAUAUUUUCGAAGGCGAGAUUGCGACCGAGACGAACCGAGAAGCCGAGUUCUUCAAAACCUUCAGCAGCGGCAACUGGAGCCCGGACAACGUCAACCGGUUCAUCCAGGAGGCCGCGGACUGCACCUACCGCGUGCGGGACAUCCGGGACGAGCUGCACCUGCUGCGGCAGGUCUUCGAGACGCAGGCCAAGGUCGUCAGCGACUUCGCGGCGGUCUUCUGGCCGACCGGCGCCCCCGGCAGCCAGAAGCAGGGCAACGUCGCGUCCCGGGAUAUGCGGGAGGGCUUCAUUCGCGAUUGCGGUCUCCAGUCGCUUGUUCAGCGCGUCCGGCGCAUGGAAGGCGAUGCGUCGACUACGCUUGAGGGGCUGAGCACCAUCAUCCAAGCAAUGCAGGCCCAGGCAUCGCUCAAGGAGGCCGAACAAUCGCGGUUCUUAAACCUGAUGAUUCUCCCGUUUACCAUCAUAACAGUGAUCUUUACUCCGCUAUCUUUCCUCACAAGCCUCUUCGCAGUCAACACAUUGGCAUUCCCGCACAACGACGACGGCGAGCUGCGACUGCCCGCGUCGUGGUUUUCUUGGAGAAUGGUUGUCGGAGAAAUAUCUUCUCUGCUUCCCCUUGGGCUGUUGGUCCUAUUGAUAUACUUCUGGUAUGGAAGCGAGAGCGAUAAUGUUUCUUCACAAAGGAUCGCGCCGGAACGGUUGAGCAGACGCAAAGUAGUCGGACGGGAACGGCGGCCACGAGCCGAAGCCUAAUGCGAAGAUCGGAUGGCACGAUUAUACGCUGUUAUUGAAUCUACCUGUGGAGUUGUUGAAUAUGUAAAAACUGUAAAUCUG
Molecule: messenger RNA, 3906 nt
Organism: Daldinia caldariorum
Lineage: Eukaryota; Fungi; Ascomycota; Sordariomycetes; Xylariales; Hypoxylaceae
Exons: 14
Coding region: 451-3825 (1124 amino acids)
Biological process (GO): metal ion transport; transmembrane transport
Cellular component (GO): membrane
Molecular function (GO): protein binding; metal ion transmembrane transporter activity
Source: RefSeq, a predicted model, not a curated record